UUGACAUGUUUCAACAUUUCAGUUAAUGAUAUAAAUGCACGCCAGUCGGAUCGACCACGAGGCUGGAAGCUUGUUCAAAAAUCUCUUCAUCGCAUACUUGAAUAUGGUAGAAGUGAAGGAAUUCUGCAAGGACAAGAACAUGGAUACGCUUUUAACAUGACUGGCGUUGUACUGGCAGCUCAAGAAGAAGCACAUAAUAUACGAGAACAUCGAACCGGCGAUAAAGUUCAUUUACCAACCAACGAUAUAACGAUGAUGCACGAGGCAAUCCCCUUUCUGCCUGUUCCAAUUGCUUUAAUUUGCCUCACUCUUAACAUAAUCUUACCUGGCUCAGGAACGAUGUUCAGUGGAAUCAGUGCACUUUGCCUAGGUCAGCCGCGAAUAAAUUUUAAAGAGGGCAGGAAACUUGCUACUCUGCUAGUUAACGUUCUUGUUGGUCUGAGCCAGUUUUUUACAAUAACUUUUCUUUUUGUUGGAUGGUUCUGGUCAAUCGCGUGGGGAGUUCUACUCAUCAUUCAUUCAAUGCAAUACCGUGAAGCCCUUCAGCAACGUCGCCAAGAAGCGGUGGCAACGGCAGCAAUUGAAGCACUAACGAAGGAUUCCAUACUCCACCGGCGCGAUGUAAAAUCACUGGUUAAGGCACAUAAAAUUCAAACAAUUGAUAAAAGAUAA
Molecule: messenger RNA, 672 nt
Organism: Dracunculus medinensis (Guinea worm)
Lineage: Eukaryota; Metazoa; Nematoda; Chromadorea; Rhabditida; Dracunculidae
Source: the annotation of a GenBank genome assembly